Molecule: messenger RNA, 2391 nt
Organism: Cucurbita moschata (crookneck pumpkin)
Lineage: Eukaryota; Viridiplantae; Streptophyta; Magnoliopsida; Cucurbitales; Cucurbitaceae
Product: dolichyl-diphosphooligosaccharide--protein glycosyltransferase subunit 2-like
Exons: 20
Coding region: 86-2161 (691 amino acids)
Biological process (GO): protein N-linked glycosylation
Cellular component (GO): membrane; oligosaccharyltransferase complex
Source: RefSeq, a predicted model, not a curated record
UUUCUACAUUUUAUAUAGCAGCUUUCCCCAUCCUAUGCUCUCUCACUCUCUCGCUAACAGUUGACUGCGGGACCUCUCUCCGGCAAUGGCCAGAAACCUAGUUCCAUUUCUGGUGCUACUUUUUUGGAUUUCGAUCUGCCAAGCUGCUAGCAUUUUUCAGCCGAUCUCAGAUUCACAUCGAAAUGCGGCUCUGGAGCUCUUCCGGCCUACUGCUGGAGUAUUCGGAAGCUUGGAAGAGACACAUGAAGCAUUAAGAACAUUUGACAUUCUUGGAAUUCAAGAGAAGCCUGAUAUUAGUGCUGCCACUUGCAAGUCUGUAUCAGAGGCUCUUGGUUCAUCUGCGGCUCUAAAGGAUCUGUUUUAUGCUCUGAGAGUUAACGAUGUUUUGAAAUGUGAAAUUAAGGAGGAAGUAUAUGAGAGCAUUACUUCAAGACUUAGAACUGUUCUAAAUGAUGCGCGGUCGCUGCUUGACUUCUACUACUCUAUAGGAAGCUUAUUACAUCUAAAGGAACAAAGUUCUGGAGUUGAUCUAUCACUUAAGGACGCUGAUGUUAUUUUUCAAUCGAUCAAGGCGUUGAGCCAGAGUGAUGGAAGGUGGCGCUAUAGUUCCAAUAAUCCUGAGUCUAGUACUUAUGCUGCUGGAUUGGCACUUGAAGCCCUUGCUGGUGUUGUAUCAUUAGCAUCGUCUGAUAUUGAUCAAAAUAUGAUUGGUACUGUAAAGAAUGAUAUACUGAAACUUUUCGACAGUAUUGAGAAAUAUGAUGAUGGAGCUUUAUAUUUCGAGGAAAAAGUUAUUGAUGCAUAUGAACAUCAUGGGCCUCUUGCAACUACAUCCUCAGUUGUUCGAGGGUUGACAGCAUUUACUGCUGCUACUUCUGGAAGCUUAAAUCUUCCUGGGGAUACAAUUUUUGGUUUGGCAAAAUUCUUCCUUGGCAUCGGAAUUCCUGGAGAUGCUAAAGACUUAUUCAACCAAAUAGAUUCCUUGGCUCGCUUGGAGACAAAUAGGGUUUCUAUUCCGUUGAUUUUAUCUCUUCCAGCGACAGUUCUUUCAUUAACAAAGGAAGACCAACUGAAGGUGAGAGUGAAUACUGUGCUUGGUUCAGUUGCACCUCCUUUAACUGUGAAGAUAGUAAGAGCUUUUCUCUCUGGUUCGAAAGAGACAUCCGUUAUUGAGGGCCAGGAACUCAAGUAUUAUCCUCAGACUGGUUUACAUAUCUUGGAUGCUUUCCCCAAGACCUUUGAUGUUGGAAACUACGUGUUCGUCUUUGAGAUUGCUCUUCAUGAUUCAGAGCAUUUGGAUAUUUAUGCCACCGGGGGGCAGAUACAAGUGCCAAUAUAUAUCUCAGGAGUUGUCAAAAUUGAGAAUGCAGAGAUUGCGGUUCUUGAUAGCGAUCUAGGGAGCAUUGAGACCCAAAAGAAGCUUGAUUUAGUUGGUGAGAGUGCUAUUUCAUUGGCAGCAAACCACCUGCAGAAAUUGCGUCUAUCAUUUCAACUGACCACACCACAAGGACAUGGUUUUAUGCCGCAUCAGGCUUUUCUCAAGCUGAGGCAUGAAAGUGGCGUUGAGCAUACCUUUGUCGUUAAAGGCUCUGGCAAAAAAUUUGAAAUAAUUCUAGACUUUCUUGGGUUGGUUGAGAAGUUUUUCUAUCUCUCGGGUCGAUAUGACAUUCAGUUAACUGUUGGUGAUGCCAUCAUGGAGAAUUCUUUCUUACGGGCUAUUGGUCAUAUUGACUUGGAUCUACCUGAGGCACCAGAGAAAGCUCCUCGUCCACCUCCACAGCCUGUCGAUCCUUACACACGCUAUGGACCGAAAGCUGAAAUCACUCACAUCUUCAGGGCUCCAGAAAAGAGACCAGCUAAGGAGCUUUCUCUUAUCUUCUUGGGUCUCACGUUCUUGCCAUUCCUUGUGUUUCUGGUUGGGCUAUUGCGAAUGGGCGUGAAUCUAAAGAACUUCCCGACUUCAACAGUACCUGCCACCUUCGCCUUUCUCUUCCAUCUUGGCAUUGCAGCAGUUAUCUUGCUUUACACGUUCUUCUGGUUAAAGUUGGACCUGUUUACAACAUUGAAAGCACUGGGCAUCUUGGGAGUUUUCUUGGUAUUUGUGGGACACAGGACCCUUUCCCACCUUGCUUCAACUUCAGCCAAGUUGAAAUCUGCCUGAGCUCUUCGGUGGUUCUCAUUUUUAACUUCUAGGAAAAAUUUUGCUUUCGCAGAGUAAUUAUAGGAACUCCUUUUAUAUUUAUGGUUCAGUCCAGGGAUUUUGUACACACUGCGAUUAGCUUAAACCAUACAGAAUGUUGAGCACCCUCCUGCAUAGUGCAUCUGGGAGGAUAUUUAUCUAUAAUAUAUGAAAAUACCGUGGAGGGUACUAAAACAUUUUGCACAAAUUAA